AUCAGAUUUAAGCAUUAGAGCCGUAUCAAUCUAUUUCGGAAACAUUAAUUAAUUUAAUAAUUUCCGAAUAUUCAUCUUCCCGUGAGAUCUCCGCCAUUAAAGGAAGAAUCGAAACAAAAAAUCACCAUCAAAGAUCCGUGCUUUGAGUUAGUUAGGAGAGAAAAUUCCUUAUCUUCAACGUUUUCCGACCAUGAGUGUAAGAGACGAAGAUAAGACUCCGGCGGAUAAUAACACCGGAGGAGAGGAGAACAAGCCGCCGGAGAUAAGAAGAAGAAGAAGAUGGCGAUUCAAUUCUCCUCUAGCUCAAGUGAGCCUAAUGGGUUUCGUCUGUUUCUGUUGUCCAGGAAUGUUCAACGCUCUCUCCGGCAUGGGAGGCGGUGGUCAAGUCGAUCCCACCGCCGCUAACAACGCUAACACCGCCGUUUACACCGCUUUCACCGUUUUCGGCGUUCUAGGCGGCGCGUUUUACAACGUCCUCGGUCCACGGCUCACGUUAGCCGCAGGCUGCUCGACUUACGUUCUCUACGCCGGAUCUUUCCUCUACUACAACCAUCACCACCACCAAGCCUUCGCCAUCGUCGCCGGAGCUCUCCUCGGUUGCGGCGCCGGACUUCUCUGGGCCGGAGAAGGAGCGGUGAUGACGUCAUACCCUCCGCCGCAUCGUAAAGGCACUUACAUCGCUUUGUUCUGGAGUAUCUUCAACCUCGGCGGCGUAAUCGGCGGAUUAAUCCCGUUUAUCCUCAACUACCACCGUAGCUCCGCCGCAUCGGUCAACGACGCGACGUACAUCGCGUUCAUGUGUUUCAUGUUCGCCGGCGUUCUCCUCUCUUUAGGAAUCCUCCCGGCGAACUCUGUUAUCCGUAACGACGGAUCUAAAUGCUCCGCCGUGAAAUACUCCAGUCCGUCGACAGAGUUCGCCGCCGUUCUCCGUCUCUUCCUUGAUCGGAAAAUGCUCCUCAUUUUCCCGGCGGCUUGGGCUAGCAACUUCUUCUACAGCUAUCAAUUCAACAACGUGAAUGGACUUCUCUUUAACCUGAGAACCAGAGGAUUCAACAAUGUCUUCUAUUGGGGAGCUCAAAUGGCCGGAUCGAUUACAAUCGGAUACAUAAUGGAUUUCAGCUUCAAGAGCCGGAGAUCAAGAGGAUUCGCCGGAAUAUCUUUAGUCGCGGUGAUCGGAACAGUGAUUUGGGCAGGAGGUCUAGCGAAUCAGCACGGUUACUCGUUUGAGAAUCUGCCGGAGAAGAAACUUGAUUUCAAAGACUCCGGCAGAGAAUUCGCCGGGCCGUUCGUGUUGUAUAUGAGCUAUGGAUUGUUAGAUGCCAUGUAUCAGAGUAUGGUGUAUUGGUUGAUCGGAGCACUCGCUGAUGAUUCGCAGACUUUGAGUAGAUACAGUGGAUUCUACAAAGGAGUGCAGAGUGCAGGAGCUGCAGUGGCUUGGCAAGUGGAUACACGUAAGGUUCCUUUAAUGUCACAGCUUAUUGUAAACUGGUCACUCACUACAGUAAGUUAUCCUUUACUGGUUCUUCUUGUCUUCUUGUUUGUUAAAGACGAAGAUGAUGCUGAUGAUGUUAGUGGUAAUAAUAAGGUUUAGAGUUUAGUAUACAGCAGAAAUUUUGUUUGUUUGUAACUUGUCUUGUUUCGAGUACAAAUCUUAAAUGUUUGCCUUGAAGUACACAUAUGACUGACAAUCAAUAGUUAAUGGAUCUAACAGUAACAGAGAGAAACAAAGAUUUGAAGGCAGUGACAUGUCUCUAUUUCUUUAUGGUUCUUAUAAAGUAAAGACCUUUGUGGAGUCUUU
Eutrema salsugineum is the source of this 1798-nucleotide messenger RNA. RefSeq names its product UNC93-like protein 1. The transcript has a single exon. The coding region runs from base 191 to 1591 and encodes 466 amino acids. NCBI's taxonomy places the organism in Eukaryota, Viridiplantae, Streptophyta, Magnoliopsida, Brassicales, Brassicaceae. The record is from RefSeq and is a predicted model, not a curated record.